UUAGACUAUCGUAAUCUGCAGAUUAUAUAAUGAAUAACUUUUCACAUGUACCUCCCGGUUUUAGAUUCCACCCAACAGAUGAGGAACUGGUAGAUUACUACCUAAGGAAAAAGAUCGCAUCAAAAAGAAUCGAUCUUGAUGUUAUUAAGGACGUUGAUCUCUAUAGAAUCGAGCCAUGGGAUCUUCAAGAUUUAUGCAAGCUAGGAACCGAGGAGCAAAACGAGUGGUAUUUCUUUAGUCACAAGGAUAAAAAGUAUCCCACAGGAACCCGCACGAAUAGAGCUACAAAAGCUGGGUUUUGGAAAGCCACCGGAAGAGACAAGGGGAUAUACUCUAAGAAUAAUUUAGUUGGCAUGAGAAAGACCUUGGUGUUUUACAAAGGCCGCGCUCCCAAUGGACAGAAAUCAGAUUGGAUUAUGCACGAAUAUAGGCUAGAAACAAAUGAAAAUGGGCCGACUCAGGAAGAAGGAUGGGUUGUUUGCAGGGUAUUCAAGAAGCGAAUAACGACAGUACGAAGGAUGGAUGAACACGAGUCUAUGUGUUGGUUUGACGAUCAAGUAUCGUUCAUGCCAAAUUUUGAAUCUCCCAGAAGGAUAACAACCCACCCUUACACAUCAAAUAGUAGUUCAUACCAUCAUCCAUUUCCAGCAAACUCUGAGCAUGAUGAUCAGCAAUAUUUGCAGCAUUACAACAACAACAUAUUGCCUCAAGAUCAAUCCUUUCUUCAACUUCCUCAAUUAGUGUCUCCACCGCCUUUUCAGCCCUCAACUACUCAUCAGCAGUUGAACAUGAACUUGCUUUAUGGUAAUCAACAUCAAGAUCUUCAAGUGACUGAUUGGCGUGUGCUCGAUAAGUUUGUUGCUUCGCAGCUUAGUAAUGAUGAUCAAGACACUACUACUACUCCCAAAGAGUUCGAUCAAGAAAAAUGUGAUUGAUCUAGCUAGUUGCUGUACAAAAUAAACAUAAUAUGGGGGUGAAGUACUUCUAUAUAUUAAACUUGUUGGACUGAGCUUUGUUAAUUAAGUAGAUACAACGUAUAUGUAUGUAAUUCUUAUAACAGAUCUCUAAUGUAUUCAUGUACGUACGUACGCGUAUUUUGAUUGUCGUUACUUGUUACGACUAAUUAAGGGAAUU
Molecule: messenger RNA, 1134 nt
Organism: Erigeron canadensis
Lineage: Eukaryota; Viridiplantae; Streptophyta; Magnoliopsida; Asterales; Asteraceae
Product: NAC domain-containing protein 7-like
Exons: 3
Coding region: 30-935 (301 amino acids)
Biological process (GO): regulation of DNA-templated transcription
Molecular function (GO): DNA binding
Source: RefSeq, a predicted model, not a curated record